This is a messenger RNA of Diaporthe citri, 768 nucleotides long. RefSeq lists its product as uncharacterized. Bases 1 to 768 code for a protein of 255 amino acids. The transcript is spliced from 2 exons. NCBI's taxonomy places the organism in Eukaryota, Fungi, Ascomycota, Sordariomycetes, Diaporthales, Diaporthaceae. The record is from RefSeq and is a predicted model, not a curated record.
AUGCGUGCCUGCAAGCUUUACGCCAUUCCAGAAAUACUAUUACUCUCCAGGCAUAUGCCCUUCGGGAUACUAUUACGCAUUGGUUUUACCUGUCGCACCGGCGUAAAUCGUGCCACCGACCCAUUCGCGUGCGCGUCAACGUACACGAGCGACACUUACGUCUCGGUGAUGUUUUACAAGUUUACCUCCGCAUCUGGCUUACCGGACUCCGUCAACACCAGCUCGACGACGACGACGUUCAUGGUCCAGGGGACCGAGGGAUAUUAUAUCGAGGCCAACGGCCCUGUGGUCCGAAGAUCAGACGGGGACCCGGAGUGGAGCACCACGAGUUUGACAACCACCGAUACGAGGAGCAUCAACGGGCAGACCGGCACCGGCACUUCCAACCUUCCCACCUCGACCUCCGAGCCCGCGAGCCCUGGCGGCGGCCUCAGCGUCGGCGCAAGUGCGGGAAUUGGCGUGGGCGUGGCCAUCGGGUGCAUCAUCUUCAUUUCCUGCAUCGUCGCGGCGUACAUAAUAGGCAAGCGGAGGAGGAAAGCCGCGGCGCAGGGCCCAGACGGCCCGAAAAGUCCUCCAUACAGGGACGGCAUACCGGUGCAGGGUCAGUCAACGGAACUGACUGGUUCAGAGUAUAAACCACGGGAGCUACCGGGCGGCGGCCAUCAGCAGGUCCCGGAGAUGGACGGCCACGGGCAUAGGAGUGAGAUGGACGCGAACAACCAUCCGAUCGAGCUUCAGGCGUCUGAAGGCCACGGCCUAUGCAGAUGA